Musa acuminata AAA Group (dessert banana) is the source of this 1831-nucleotide messenger RNA. RefSeq names its product G2/mitotic-specific cyclin-2-like. Gene Ontology annotation, cellular component: cytoplasm; cyclin-dependent protein kinase holoenzyme complex; nucleus. Gene Ontology annotation, molecular function: cyclin-dependent protein serine/threonine kinase regulator activity. The transcript is spliced from 11 exons. The record is from RefSeq and is a predicted model, not a curated record. Bases 202 to 1482 code for a protein of 426 amino acids. Gene Ontology annotation, biological process: mitotic cell cycle phase transition; regulation of cyclin-dependent protein serine/threonine kinase activity. NCBI's taxonomy places the organism in Eukaryota, Viridiplantae, Streptophyta, Magnoliopsida, Zingiberales, Musaceae.
UUUACCUUCCUCUUUCUCUCUCCCAAAUCCCGAAGAGAGGAGAGAGGGAGAGCGUUAAAUUCCCGUCGAUUUCCUCAGUCGAUGGGGUUAAGGUGGUAGCUCGAUUCCUUCCCUCACCUUCCGAUCGGGAUUCCGGGAUCUCGGGGGGCGGUGGAGUCCGGUUCUGCUCGAUCGGGCGAGGCGACGAGGAGGUGAGGGGAAAUGGAUAGAAUCGGCGAGAACGACUGUGGCGUGACGAAACCUGAAGGUCUCCGAGUGACGGGCAAUCGAAGAGCGUUGAGAGACAUAAAGAACUUGGUGGGAGCGCCGUUGCACCCCUGUGCGGUCACUAAGAGAGCAUCGACGGAUAGCAAGAGCAAUUUAGGUCAUAAGAACCCAACAUUUGUUCCCCGACGGCCAAGAACGAGGAAAUUUGCAGCUACAUUGGCAAACAAAUCACAAGCCGAUGGACAUCAUGAACACAUUGGGAAUGAGAGGAAGCAUGACCCACAAAUACCAUCUUUGCUGAGUUCGAGUUCUUUAGAUACUUGUACUGCAACAGAUACUAAUGAGCACGGAUUAAGUGAGGAGCUGCCAAUGCCAAUGGCAGAGGAGACGGAGGAAAUGGACAUCUCUGAUCCAGAGGAGGUUGAAAUGGAGAAUCUUGCAGUGGAGAUGAUCCCGGAUAUCGACAGCUGCGAUUCCAAGGAUCCACUAGCAGCUGUUGAUUAUGUAGAAGAUAUAUACAGCUUCUAUAGACAAAUUGAGGUCACAAGUUGUGUCGGUCCUGAUUACAUGUCCAACCAGUUUGACAUCAAUGAGAAAAUGCGUGCUAUCCUCAUUGACUGGUUGAUUGAGGUGCACUAUAAGUUUGAAUUAAUGGACGAGACGCUUUUUCUGACCAUAAACAUUAUAGAUAGGUUCUUAGAACGGCAGACAGUAUUAAGGAAGAAGCUUCAGCUGGUUGGAGUUACAGCAAUGCUUCUCGCUUGCAAGUACGAAGAAGUCUCUGUUCCCGUUGUUGAGGAUUUAAUUCUAAUCUCUGACAGAGCCUACACGAGGAAUGAAGUUCUUGCAAUGGAAAAGUUGAUCCUAAAAACCUUACAGUUCAACAUGUCCGUGCCAACUCCUUAUGUCUUCAUGAGAAGGUUUCUCAAGGCAGCUCAAUCUGAUAUACAGCUAGAGCUUCUUUCUUUUUUCAUCAUGGAGCUUUGUCUGGUCGAGUACAAAAUGCUCAAGUUCCGCCCUUCGUUGCUGGCUGCUGCUGCAAUUUAUACUGCACAGUGCACGCUCAAAGGGUUCAAGCAUUGGAACAAAACUUGCGAACUACACACUGCCUAUCCAGAGGACCGGCUUCUUGAGUGCUCCAUGCUGAUGGUGGGCUUCCACCUCAAGGCUGGAACCGGGAAGCUAACCGGGGUGCACAGGAAAUACAGUACUUUCAAGUAUGGAUGUGCAGCAAAAUCAGAACCAGCUCUCUUUUUACUGAAUGCUGGUCUCUGAUGCCCAUGGACAAACAAGGAUGGUGGUAACUUGACCCAACUGGAUAAAUUUCUCACUCUAACAUGGCACCGGCAGAUGCAUGGACUUGUCAAGUGUAGCAAAGUUGUGGGAUGAAGCAACAGAAGUUGCUAAGUUAGACUCAACUGUUUCUGUUGAUCUGCAUAUAUUUUAUGAUUCUCAAUUUGAGAGUUACACCAGCUGAUAACUUGUUUUAACUACUUGUCAUGCUUCCAAAUGUAAUGUUAAAUUUGCUAAAUAAGUUUAGCCUUUGAAUUCAAAUUGGCUGGAAAUUCUUUGUAAGUUGCACAUCAAAACAGUUGAUAUAAAUAAGAUGGUGAUGCUGAAUGAG